Benincasa hispida (wax gourd) is the source of this 1110-nucleotide messenger RNA. RefSeq names its product ethylene-responsive transcription factor RAP2-3-like. The record is from RefSeq and is a predicted model, not a curated record. Gene Ontology annotation, molecular function: DNA-binding transcription factor activity; DNA binding. NCBI's taxonomy places the organism in Eukaryota, Viridiplantae, Streptophyta, Magnoliopsida, Cucurbitales, Cucurbitaceae. Gene Ontology annotation, biological process: regulation of DNA-templated transcription; ethylene-activated signaling pathway.
AAUGGUAAAAGCCCAAUGGGCAGAGAGCAAGUCAGGGCCCAAAUGGAAGGCCCAUUUUGGUUUGGUUUGGUUUGGUCUAUAAAUACAAAUCCUGAAACAAGAGCCGAAACCUCUCAAUCUUGUAAGAAUUAUCAAGAGAGGAAAAAGAUGUGCGGUGGUGCCAUCAUCUCUGAUUUUAUAGAAAAAAAGCGAACUCGGAAACUUACCAAUGAAUCUCUCUGGUCCCACAUCGAUCCUUUCUCCGAUCUCCUUGCUCUCAAUUAUUCCCCUGUGAAGACUGAGGAACCUAAGAAAAGAGACCGAGCUACGGCGGCGGAGGCGGUGGGGGUGGCGGUGGAGAAGACUCCAAAAACUCGGAAGAAUUUAUACAGAGGAAUCCGGCAACGGCCGUGGGGAAAAUGGGCGGCGGAGAUUCGGGACCCACAAAAAGGAGUCCGAGUUUGGCUCGGAACUUUCAACACCGCCGAGGAAGCCGCCAGAGCCUACGAUGAAGCAGCCAAACGGAUCCGAGGAGAAAAGGCCAAGCUCAACUUUGCUCCGGCGCCGCCGUCUUCGCGGCCGUUACCGGCGGCUCAGCUUCAAUCUCCGGUCAAAAAGCGGUGUGUUGUCCCCGAGUCGACUCGGGGUGGCUUCAACACCACCGGUCCGCCUCCGUGUGACAGCGACGAAUUUUACUACGGCCAGGAAUUGGCGAGCUUGAGAUCCUUCUUGGGUCUGGAUUGCGAGGAGCAACAACCGUGUCAACUCAGUGGAAAUGGCGAGUUGGAGCCAGUUGAUGUAGGCUUUUGGAUGAUGGACGACAUGUCGAUGAAUGAGCAGAAAUUCAGUCAGCUGGUGUGAGUGUGAGUCAGAUUUGACUGUUUGUUCCGACGUGUCGUUUAUUGCUAUGUAGGUGUGUAAUAUUUUAAUGUUUUUGUUUGAACUUUGAAGUGUGUAGCUUGUAGAUAUAAUGGAGAUUCAAUAAGGGGUUGCCAUAUGCUAUGUUUUUGUUAUACUUUGGAACGACAUGUCGGUUCGUGUAUCAGAUCGGACUGCUUAUAUCUUUAUUUUUAAUAUUCACCGCUCUGUAGUUUUAUUAUUAUUUUAUUUCACUCCAAUAGCUUUGUAUUU